AUGCUCACGGUGGUUGGAGGACACCUGAUGUACCAAUUUGGGCAGCAGCUCCUCUCCCUGUGUUGCUGGGUUGCCCGGCGUGAGAUUUCCACGUAUGUUAUUUGGAUGCUAUGUGGGGCGGGUAGCAGGGGGGCGGGCAGCAGGGGCUUUGAAUUGAGGGAGAUGAACGGCCAGCAGGGCCAGGGAAGCACCAAAGAUGGUGAUCGCGAAAAAUUCAUGUUCUCAUCAUUUCGCCGUAUGAUACCCAUCAUCAAGAUGGACUGUUUUAACCGUUUUUUAAUCUCAUUUUUGGCCUCCCUUGCUCUAGCUGCUCCAAUUCCUGUUCGCUCCCGAGACAACGAAGAGCCAGCCCUAUCCGAACUUGUCCGGCUCGCCUUUGGGAAGCGCCGUCCUUUCAUGAAGGCCAAUGCGCCGUGA
Molecule: messenger RNA, 417 nt
Organism: Penicillium samsonianum
Lineage: Eukaryota; Fungi; Ascomycota; Eurotiomycetes; Eurotiales; Aspergillaceae
Exons: 3
Coding region: 1-417 (138 amino acids)
Source: RefSeq, a predicted model, not a curated record